Molecule: messenger RNA, 1071 nt
Organism: Penicillium taxi
Lineage: Eukaryota; Fungi; Ascomycota; Eurotiomycetes; Eurotiales; Aspergillaceae
Product: heme-dependent oxidative N-demethylase family protein
Exons: 2
Coding region: 1-1071 (356 amino acids)
Source: RefSeq, a predicted model, not a curated record
AUGUCAGCCUUUUCCGUGGUCACCAUCUCAAUCGUCAUUCUUCUUGUCAUCAUCCGUUAUAGCAGAAAAGGUCUCAGUUGGGUAUCAACAUUCUGUAGAUCACAGUUCCCGAAGCAUGACGGCAUCAAGAGUCCUGAAGUGAAGAAGAUGGUACCAUAUCCGGCACAACCAAUUCCAGGCCGAGAGAGAUACCGCAUCAUGAUGAAUAUCCGGAAGCUUGAUGUUCAAAACUGGCUCACUUUGGACAAAAACUACAUGGCAGAGCACCGAGUACGAGACCAUUUGCUUCGAGAGAAGAGGGACAAGGUCUUACGCUGUCUACCUGAGUCGAUAGAUGCUUGCCAGGAAGCUCUCGGUGAAGUCUCAAAGUUUCUCUGUCAGCGGUUUCCGAAUGUAUUCCAUAAGGUGACUGAGGGAGAGAAAGAAUGGGUUGAAAAUCUGAUGACGAAAGAGAAGUUCGAUAUUGAUUCCUGCGGGGAUUCUUCGAUUGAGAACAACACCGAAGCUCUGGAGGCUGCAGUUCGUCUCACGAUGGAAGACCUGAGUAUUCUUUUGAAGAAUGACGAAGGAGAAUACUACCUGGCAGCCAGUGCGAGUCUAUUCCCCACUGGGUGGACGGUAGAAGAGCGCAUUGGAUGGUCCAUUUCUCGACUACACAAUCCAGUACCUCUGUGGCACCAGCAAGUAGGUAGCUCAGUGUGCAAAUUCUUAAGCCGCCUCACUCCAACUUCACCAAUGGAACGGUCCAACUACUUCAUUGAAGUGAAGAAACCCAACGAAGAUCUGUUUGAUAUUCUUUACCGCCCCGGAGCACUUUGCGAGAAAGAGCUCUGCAAACUCUCACCGAACGAGAUAAUAAUCCGUCGCGAGAGACAGACUUUUCGCCGAUUACCACGCACCGGUGCACUCCUCUUCGCUGUCAAGACGUAUCUGACGCCCAUUGAAGAGCUCCCGAUGCAAGAGCUUGAGAAUCUCGCCAAAGAAAUGAAGAGCUGGCCUGAUUAUGUGAGCGAAUAUAAAGGGAAGGAUGUGGGGAGCCAAGGUGCUGGAGUAUUACAACAAGCGCGUUGA